AUUGCACCUUGGCUCUGUCGACGCGCAAUGGCAGAUUUCCAUCUCCCUUUCCUCAUCCUCAUCGCCUGGGCUUUUUGCGACUGCGAUUAAGCGCAAAGCGCGCUUCCAUCCUUGUGACACGCCCACUGCUCAUCCGGUAUACUCGACAACACACGUCGCGCGCGCACGUUUGUGCCUAGCUGUUUGAUGCGGGCGGAAGCCUGCAUGACAAUCCGUGUCGGCCCUAGAACUUGGCUGUAGAAAGACCUUAUCAGUACGCGCGCACCACGCUCCUUUGCUAGACGUCAUGCGCCUCUGCGGCGUAGUCUUUUCUGGAGUCCUGGGCUGCGUCGUUGCCGCAAACGAAAUAGCGUCAAGUACCACCGCAGCAGUGCCGCGAGUUGCCAGACUCGACAUUCGCAGACGCCCUGGCGAGCAGCUCCUGAGCUCGGAGGGGCUGACCAGAGGUUCCUCCUUUGGACAACAGCUUGUGCACAACCGGACCGCACAAGCGUACUUUGCGACUCUCAACAUUGGCACACCUCCGCAGAGCAACGACUUGCUUGUGGAUACGGGAAGUGCAGAGUUAUGGGUGCUUGAGCAGGGUGCGGACAUCUGCCAAGGUCCAGGCACGUGUUCUGAUACCUUCGAUCCCAUCCUGAGCUCGAGCUUGGAGCUUGUGCAGGAAGACGGCUUCGAGGUCGUAUAUAUCAACAACGACAAAGCCAGGGGUGAUGUCAUCCAAGACGUCAUCCGCGUCGGGGCCGCUGGGAGUAAUGCAAUUGUUAUUGACGAUUUGCAGUUCGGACUCGUAAGAGAGUCACGAGUAGACACUGGGAUUCUUGGCAUUGGCUACCCAACUAGUGGCGUCGGGAACCACCGCAAUAUCAUCGGCGAACUCAAGUCUGGAGGACAUAUUGCGGCAAAGGCCUACAGCUUAUACUUGGAUGACUACUCAUCGGACACGGGGAGUCUGCUUUUAGGCGGUAUAGACAGAACAAAGUUCAUUGGCUCACUACAGACGAUCGACGUCCUGCCGACACAGGCAGACACUUACACUCACUUUCUGGUCGGACUAGACUCUAUUGUCGCAAACUUCUCCGCGACUAGCGGCAGCACGCAGGACCUCUACAGCAACCAAAACGACUCGUCAUCCUCCUCCUCUUCCUCCUUGCGCGUGGUCCUCGACUCUGGCACGACAAUCUCGUACCUCCCCAACGAGCUCGUGAGGAGCAUCUGGAAGUACUUUGGCGUGCGCGACGACAGAAAUAAUACGGGUGUAGGGCUUGUCGACUGCGCCCUCGCGACAACCAGCGUCGGGCUGACCGUCGACUUCCGGUUCUCCAGCCCACCAAGGAGUGCCGGUCCCGUUAUCAAGGUUCCCUUUCGCGAGUUCAUUGUCGACAAUAUCAACAACAAGAACAACAACAACAUCACCUUGCCGCCGGAUCUUGGCUUCGAGAAUGCCUGCUCCUUCGGCCUUCUCGACAGCAACAACAGCCUGCCCAUCCUGGGACAGAACUUUCUGCGCUCAGCAUACGUUGUGCACGACCUGGACCAUCACAGGAUCGGGCUCGCCCAGGCGAACCUUAAUGUCAGCAGCACCGCCGCGGCCCCAUCGCCGGGCGGCGGCGGCGAGGCCGACAGUAUCGUUGAGAUAACAGGGCAAGGAAUACCGAUCUCCGUCAUGGGCGUGGCGUUCCAGGGGGCGACGCUUGAUGAUGAUGAUGCCGCCCCUGGCGGUGGUGGUGGAGGAACCCCCACGACGCCGGCCGGGGCAGGGAACCCGUCGCAGCCGACGGGAAACACUAGCGCGGGGUUGUUAUAUGCACGGGGUUCUUCUUCGAGGUCAUGGUGGAUGGUUUCGCUUGUGUUGGUUGUUUCGUUGUGGUGCUCGAGGGCGGGAUAACCGACUUGGUAAGAAUAUCCCAGGACUUCAUAAAUUUCCUCUCGGCUCUUCGAAUCUCUCUGCAUGCUACAUAUUGAGUUUGUAAUGAUGUUCACAUAGUCUUAAUGGAGGCCUAGCCUAGUAUUCGACUUCACAACAUGGCUCGUUAGUACAGAAAGGCGGGUAAGCCAGACAAUGCCUGCGAUUCUACGAAUGUGUAAAUACAAGAAGACGAGCAGCCUGGGGAAGCGACAUGCCAUGCCUACCACGGCAACAGGAAUAGUCCUAGCGUCUUGUCUUUUGAUCAUGUCUGAUGCAUGGUCUUGGGUCGUUGAGUAGGGGAUUGCGUGCACAGAAACCA
Microdochium trichocladiopsis is the source of this 2228-nucleotide messenger RNA. Its product is annotated as aspartic peptidase domain-containing protein. The transcript is spliced from 3 exons. The record is from RefSeq and is a predicted model, not a curated record. The coding region runs from base 287 to 1888 and encodes 533 amino acids. Gene Ontology annotation, biological process: proteolysis. NCBI's taxonomy places the organism in Eukaryota, Fungi, Ascomycota, Sordariomycetes, Xylariales, Microdochiaceae. Gene Ontology annotation, molecular function: aspartic-type endopeptidase activity.